Molecule: messenger RNA, 1968 nt
Organism: Colletotrichum chrysophilum
Lineage: Eukaryota; Fungi; Ascomycota; Sordariomycetes; Glomerellales; Glomerellaceae
Exons: 3
Coding region: 1-1968 (655 amino acids)
Biological process (GO): ribosomal subunit export from nucleus
Cellular component (GO): cytosol
Molecular function (GO): GTPase activity; GTP binding
Source: RefSeq, a predicted model, not a curated record
AUGGUUCUCGCCAAGUCGAAGAAGACGUCCGGUUUGGGCAAUGCCCUCAUGAACGACCGCUUCGGCAAGGGUCGUGGCACGGACAGAAAGAAGGGCUCAUCCAUCACGCGAGUGAACCAUGCCACCGGAGAAGAGUACCUCACGAACGAGCGACAAGAGGCAGCAUGGGUCAAGAUGCGAUCGGUCACGGAGCAAGGCGCUCUCGACGAAUUCCUUGCGACAGCAGAGUUGGCUGGAACGGACUUCACCGCCGAGAAGAUGAACAACAUCAAGAUUAUACACACCGACCAGAAGAACCCCUAUUUGCUUUCCGGAGCCGAGGAGCGGGGUGUGAUUGCCAAGCAGAAGGCUCACAAGGGACGACUGACCGUACCGAGAAGACCGAAGUGGGAUGCGUCCACUACACCUGAAGAGCUGGACAGAGCAGAGAGGGAUAGUUUCUUGAACUGGCGCAGAGGUCUUGCUGAGUUGCAGGAGAACAACGAUCUGCUGAUGACACCAUUUGAGCGAAACCUCGAGGUUUGGAGGCAGCUUUGGCGUGUUAUUGAGCGUUCGGAUCUUGUGGUUCAGAUUGUCGAUGCGCGAAACCCACUGAUGUUCAGAUCCGAGGACUUGGAACAAUAUGUGAAGGAGAUCGACACGAAAAAGGAGAACCUCCUCCUCAUCAACAAGGCGGAUAUGUUGACGCUCACCCAACGAAAGACGUGGGCCAAGUACCUGAAGGAGAACGGUAUUGCUUACAGAUUCUUCUCUGCAUUCCUCGCAAAGGAACUUCAGGAGUCGAUGGAAAGCGACGAAGAGGAGGAGGAGGAUGAGCCCGAAGCCGGCAGCAGCUCUCAAGCCAAGCCCGCGGCGACGAAAGCUGAAGCUGACGAGGAAGAGUCAGAGAGCGAUGACGGAGAGGAAGGUGGUGCUGAGACAAGUGCUGAGGCCGGUGCUGAGACUACACAAGAACAAGUCGAGCUCGAAGAUGAGGACACAAGGAUCCUGACGGUCGAGGAGCUGGAAGAUAUCUUCCUGAGCCAUGCCCCUGAGAAUGCCGACCCUGGCCACAAGAUGCAGAUUGGUCUGGUUGGAUACCCCAACGUCGGAAAGUCCUCCACCAUCAACGCUCUGAUCGGCGCCAAGAAGGUGUCUGUCUCCUCAACACCAGGAAAGACAAAGCACUUCCAGACCAUCCACCUCAGCGACAACGUUGUGCUGUGCGAUUGCCCUGGUCUUGUUUUCCCCAACUUUGCAAGCACCAAGGCCGACCUCGUUUGCAACGGUGUCCUGCCUAUUGAUCAACUGCGCGAGUUCACCGGCCCCGCAGGCCUCGUCACUAGGAGAAUUCCCAAGCCAUUCCUAGAGGCUGUUUACGGAAUCACCAUCAAGACCCGCGCAAUUGAGGAGGGUGGCACUGGAAUUCCCACUGCACAGGAGCUGCUUGCUUCUUACGCUAAGGCUAGAGGUUUCCAAACAUCAGGUCUGGGUCAGCCUGAUGAGUCAAGAGCUUCCAGAUAUAUCCUCAAGGAUUACGUCAACGGCAAGCUGCUGUACUGCGAGCCACCGCCGAACACCGUCGACGGCCCAGAAUUCAACAACGAGCUCUACGACGCCGCCCACCUACCGGAGAAGCGUCGUGCGGCGCUGGCGGCGUCCCUCGACACCAUGUCGCUCGUCGGCGACGACAUCUCGAUAGCACCCUCUGAUCUGGCAGUGCUCCCUGCCGGCCCUAAGUCCAAGCAGAUUGACAAGGGUUUCUUCGGAGCCGGCGGCAGCGGUGCUGGCCACCUUAAGAUGCCAUUCAGCCACAAGUACACCGAGCAGGGCCAGAAGCAUUUGAGUGGGAGGAAAGCUCGUGCUAUGAUUGCUCUGGAAAACGGUGUUGACCCCAAGGACGUGCGCUUGUCCUCUGGCAAGAAGCACUUCAAGGGCGGAGCGAAAAGCAGGAAGGGCAAGAAGAAGGCCGAUGAGGAUGAUGAUUAG